Molecule: messenger RNA, 2795 nt
Organism: Anopheles nili
Lineage: Eukaryota; Metazoa; Arthropoda; Insecta; Diptera; Culicidae
Product: protein GPR107
Exons: 9
Coding region: 150-1874 (574 amino acids)
Biological process (GO): transport
Cellular component (GO): Golgi apparatus; membrane
Source: RefSeq, a predicted model, not a curated record
UUGAUUUCUUUUAGAGACUAUUUUUUGAUCAGGACCUUUAUUUGGUAUAUUUUAAGUGAAUCAAUACAUCUUCGGCCAAUUCCGACUGCCAGCGGCAGUACUAGCAGCAUUACCAGCAUACGAAGGCAUUCCCGGAUCGGACCAGUAGAAUGAGCAGGAGAUGGACCGGCACACUGGCGAUUGUGGCGGCUCUGCUCGUAACCCUGUUCGUGACUGCCACCUUGGCCCGACGGCAUCAUCUGGAAGUGCGGGAUGAUUUCCGCCGAUACAUUCUACUCAGCACGUUCGGUUUCUACUCCGGCGGGGUGCUAGAUGUGCAGAUAUCCCAUUUCCGUGUCGAUCCCGGUACGGAGGAUAACGUGUUCGGUCUCUCACUCGACAAAACGAUGUCGGACGCAAUGAACCCGUACCUGGAUUCACACCAGGACAAAUGCAUCCUCACCGAACCGGCUACGGUGGAGAACCACGGUCCGAUCGUGUUUUUCAAGAUGGACCUGAAGCAGAAUGUAGUGCAUGUGAGCUGCUCGAAGGAUUGGGUUAACAUUCACCUGUACAAAGAUCGAAGCGGCGUACCGGCUCUUCGCUCCAAGCGGCAGUCUUUCGCGCGAGUUAGCGACUCAAAAAUGGUUUACAUGCAACGUCGACGCCGAGCUGCCGUUCACCCUGAGCCUGCUGGUGGUGACGAUAACAGUGCGGCCAUCGUCUGCAGUAAGCUAACACUGCCACUCGAGGUCAAGACGGACGACAUGUUCAAGUACUACAGCUUCAACUUCGCCCUCUACGUGGCCACUAAGCAGGAGGAAGGGCUGUAUAACCUGUUCUUCCACAGCUGCUCGAACUAUUCCCCAAACAGCUUGUACGAGCUGAACUUCAACGUCGACAUCGAAGAGAAAAACAGCGGGAACUAUCUGUCGGCGGGUGAAAUGCCACUGCCAGCGCUCUACUUUAUGAUGUCGCUUCUGUUUUUCCUGUCCGGUCUGUUUUGGGUGUUCAUCCUCUGCAAGAGCAAACACCCGCUGUUCAAGAUACACUAUCUGAUGGGUGUGCUCGUGUUUCUCAAGUCGUUGUCGCUCAUGUUCCACGCCAUCAACUACCACUUCAUCGAGGUGCAGGGCGAGCAUGUAGAAGCGUGGGCUAUCCUGUACUACAUUACACACCUGCUAAAAGGAGCUGUGCUAAUCAUCACGAUCGUCUUGAUUGGCACCGGGUGGACGUUCAUUAAGCACAUCCUUGCCGAUAAAGACAAGAAGCUGUUCAUGAUCGUCAUCCCGCUGCAGGUGCUGGCGAAUGUCGCUGAGAUUAUCAUCGCCGAGAGCGACGAAGGCGAUAAAGAGUACAGCACGUGGCGCGACAUAGUCAUGCUAGUCGAUCUUCUGUGCUGUGGCGCGAUCCUGUUCCCCGUUGUGUGGUCAAUCCGGCACCUGCAGGAAGCCGCCGGUACGGAUGGCAAGGCAGCGAUCAACCUGCGUAAGCUUAAACUCUUCCGGCAGUUUUACAUCAUGAUCGUGUGCUACAUUUACUUCACGCGCAUCAUCGUCAUCCUGCUCAAGAUAACCGUCGCGUUUAAGUACGCUUGGUUGGAUGAAAUGUUCAAGCAGAUGGCCACGUACGUGUUCUUUGUGCUGACUGGGUACAAGUUCAGACCCGUUUCGCAGCAUCCGUACUUUUCCCUACACGGCGAAGAGCUCGAGGACGACGACGAGGACGGUGAAGUCGCAUUCUUUACGCAAUCGGGACUGAGUGACGGUGUCAGCAAAAUCACGAACCGUUCCCAUCCGUCGUCACUGGCGGCCUCCGCAACGAUGGUCGAAACCCACGAGGAAGAACGGGAAACUUUAAUAAGCAAGCGCGAAUCAUCCCACGAGUACGACUAAAACCGGCGCCGUGUGUCGAGCGAGCUGCACACACCCGGCGGGGGCUUUGGCAGCUGUCUAUCAACUCAUUCUGGAUAUUCAUCGUCACAUCCGCUCGUCAUGGAAUCCUGUCGUUUCGUAGAAAUGAUCUUGAACACCGAUUCCGGGCUAGGGUGGCAUUUUGGUGACGAUACACGUUCCGCUAGGCGACAUUCAAGCUCGGGUGACUCGUCUGCAACGCCCCGAAAUUCCAUUUUGCUUCGCAUUUUUUUAUAUAUAAACUAAUGCCUAAAACUAAUACAGUACACGAUAAACCGACAUACAGAGCGCACGCUGGCGCUAUAGGGCGGCUUCUUUGGAAGAGAGUUUAAGUGGACAUUACCAAAUACCAACCAAGCCAAACCUCACUGGUACAAGACAGGUCCGCGUUUGGAGAUGGUGUGAUAGUGACCGAAUGUUAGCGAUUCUUACGCGAUGGCGACUAGAAAUGGCUCAUUUUGCAAUGGCGACAUCCAAAGCAUUCGUUCGUUGGAGCCGAAGAGAGAAAGAGAGAAAUAGGGAGAGAACGGUGGUACUAUCCUCGCCUCCGUUCCAUCUCGCCCAUCCCUAUGCGGUAUCCGGACGCGGCCGGAGAGAUGUGGUUUAGUUUAAAAUUUAGAAGACACUCGCUUAUGCUCCUCCGUGAAAGAAUCCACGCUGUGAUUUCGCCGGCUCCGGCACCAUCGUUGUCGGGGUUAUGGUAGAGGUAGAAUGCGAAGAAUGGAUUAUGAGUUUUAAAGGACCACGAUAAAUGAUCAAGAUUUAAAUUUAAACAAACACCCACACACACACACACUCUGGCAAGUAAAAAGAGAAUGCGUUAAUCCGAUUGCGGAUCGAUUAGCAACCGGAAUGACAGAUUUAAAGAAUAAUUAGAAUAACAUAUGUAGAUGUAAAACUAAA